AUGUGGCACUCAAACUAUCCCAUCAUUAUGAAUACUGAUUCUGUUGUUCUCACAUUCGUUUACUCAACGAAAAGCAAGCGUACAGUCUGCUUUGACGGAUACAUCUACACGUUAAACAAGGAUCGUGGCGCAGUCAAAUAUUGGCGAUGUGAAGAUCGUUCCUGCUCCGCGUUUCUUCACACUGAUGGGAAUAACAAAUACAAAGCACAUACGGGCACACAUGUGGGUCAUCUACCUUCGCCCGAAGAAGUGGAACUUAUGGCGUUAAGUCGAACGGUCAAGGAACGCGUGGUCAAACAAACAAUGCCAAUCGCUCGCAUCUACGAACAGGAGCUCGACGCAGCACAGCUUAGUCGAACUGAACCAUACGCUCAAACUCUCGGUGGAAAAAAAUUUCUUCUGCACGAUAUACUCAUUGGUGGCCAAAGAACACUAACGUUCGCCAAUGAUUUACAACUGACAAUCUUGUUCAAAUCCAACCAUAUCUUUAUCGAAAGCACGUUUCAAGUGUGUCCUCCACUCUUCGUUCAAGUCUCCACAAUUCAUGGUGUACAUCAGAAACAUGUUGUACCGUGCGUAAUCGCCCUUUUACCUGGUCGAUCAGCAACUAUCUACAAGCGUCUGUUUCAACUACUCGACCAGGAAGCUGCAGAUCUUCACAUGACAUUCGAACCGAAACUCAUCACAAGUGACUUUGAAUCUGGAUUGAUCAAAGCUGUAAAACAUCAUUUUCCGAUGUCGCGACAUGUCGGGUGUUUUUUUCAUUUUACCCAAAGCGUGCAUCGGAAGAUACAGCAACUUGGAUUGUCUGUUGAAUAUAAAAAUAAUGAAGAAACACGAUCCCUCUGUCAACAACUCAUGGCACUCGGUCUUCUCCCUCGUGACAAAGUUUUGCCUGCAUUCGAACAUCUCACCGAAGCCCAACCUGAAUCACUUGAAGACUUGUUCGACUAUUUUGAAGAUUUCUGGAUGGAAACAACACUCAUUGAGUUAUGGAACGUCUCCGAUCUGAAAAUUAGAACGAAUAAUAAUGCUGAAGAUAAAUAA
Adineta ricciae is the source of this 1047-nucleotide messenger RNA. NCBI's taxonomy places the organism in Eukaryota, Metazoa, Rotifera, Eurotatoria, Adinetida, Adinetidae. The record is from the annotation of a GenBank genome assembly.